Molecule: messenger RNA, 1092 nt
Organism: Spodoptera littoralis (African cotton leafworm)
Lineage: Eukaryota; Metazoa; Arthropoda; Insecta; Lepidoptera; Noctuidae
Source: the annotation of a GenBank genome assembly
AUGGGGUGCAUGGCAAGUUCACAGAAAAUCAGCGUCGCCACUUAUUCUGAACCAAUGAAGUUGAGUAAGAAAUCGUCCUUAAAGUUGAAUAAGAACGAGACCGUGCUGGCGGCGCUGACGCGGAUUGAUGAUGAGAUAGCAAGGAGUGAGAAGAAUCAGCCAGCAGCCAGGCUCGCGGUGGUAGCAGCUGAGCUGGAGAGCAUACAGCUGGAAAUCAAGUCUUUCGAAGAGUGCACAGCAACAGUUACUAAAGACACUUAUGCUAAGACUAUGCACCAGUUGUUUGUCAGUUUAGACCUCUACAGACGUCCGAUGUUGGCAUCAGAAAAUGAGGACUUCGUUGCUAACGUCAAUAGAAAGGAGAUGCGUCGCCUAGAACUGAGUUGGUUGCGCACUCGGUAUGCAGAGUUGGUGCGUGAGCGCCGAGUGUUGCACGCACAGAUCCUGCGCACGAGAUCACUGUACGCACAGUUACAGCACUUACUGGACUCAAUUUGGGGCAGUAAUACUCGUCCAGGCAGUUCACAAGAGAAUGCACUGACGAAAGCAAUAGGGUUGCGAGAUGCAUUAGCUGCAGUGUCAGCGAGACUGCGCGCGGCCGCGGAGUAUGCGCACGCGGCGGUCAGACUGUUGGACGACGCUAUGCCAGCAUGGAAGCUUACUACCGUCGGCAAUCGUAGGAGUGGCUGGGAGAGGUCGACAGCAGUGGCGGAUGCGUGCGCGCAGCUGGUGGCGGCGCGGUGCGCGGAGCGAGGCGCGCGCCGUGUGCUGGCCGCGCCCGCCGCGCCGCGCGCCGCACGCGCACUGCGACUCGCGCUUGACUACGCAUUCACUGAUGCUGUACAUGACCACAAAUACCAGAGAGCCACUGAAACAUUUUUCCAGUUCAAAGAAGCACUCGUGCUGUUAAUUGACUCAAUACAUCAGGUUCUACUGAACAAUUUGGAGAACUUGACAGCAGCGGAGAAGGACGUGGCUAAAUGCAGGAAAGACCUCCGAGCGACCAGGGUCAAUGACAUCGUGCACAGAGGCCUGGCAGAACUCAAGUAUGAACCGAAAGCUUUAACUAGUUUGAAUGUAGCUAUGAAAUGA